AUGAUCAGCAGACGUGUAUUAAUACUCCACCACAGACUGGGUGACUCUCCACAGAUGUCACAUCAGGAUCCGAAGCGCAAGGAUGACCAAGCCCGACAAGAUGAGGCUCGCUUGUUGGGGGGGAAAUUCAAGGAUGCAAACGCAGUAAAAAUCAAACCUGGUGCUACAUUGCAAGGCAGGAAAAAAAACCCCGGAUCAAAUGCGGCGUUUCGUCCUCAUAACCGAAUCUCCCAUAAUGCGCGCGAGAGCGGACCGGUACCUGCCCGGGGGAAGACAAAGCAAACUGUCCCGAUUAAUAAAUUACCUCAUUUGGAAGACGCGUUUGAGCCUUCCAGUCGGCCAAUCAAGAGGCGACGUCAAGAUCCUAUUGGAGAUGGUUUUGACAAUCAGGGAGUCAAUAACCCUCUAUCCCCACCAAAGAAAACACGGGCUUCUCCUGAAUUGGGUGAAAUAUCCCCCAAACCAAAGAAGAAUGCCCUCCCAAUUCGUCAUAAUGGUACCUCCCACUCGGAAGACGGCGUUGGGUCUGCCCCAAAUAGGCAGCUAGCUCUUUCUUCUCCAGAUGAAAGAUUUACCGCUCAAGCUACUCAGCAACGACGCUCCAAAUCAGGUGCUUCGGAGCCUUUAGCGAAAUCAGGAAAGGCCAAACCCGCCCGGUCUAUCCUUGAUAGCAUUGAUAUACCGAUUCCAAAAAAGGGAAAAAUGGCAGCCCGGAUCCAAUCGAUCCAGUCAUCUUCCGUCAAAAGGAACGGCAUCAUACCCUCAUCCGGUUCAGAAAGCUCCGAUGAACUGCAGGGAGAAGUUACAACCCAACCUGCUCCAAGGAAAUUAAAUGAUCGACAAAAUCAAACUCGUCUCUCAUUUGAUCGAAGUUCACCUACCGACAUUGUGCCCACCAGGUUUGCAGGAUCAAACCGAAAGGCCAAAAUAAAGCAUAAUAUCUCAAACUCGGACCCAGUCCGACUUAGCAUCAUGCGUCUGCAAUUCGGCACUGUCAACGUCAAAAGCGGUGCCAAGGGCAAGAGCGCAUACAUCUAUCUUGUUGACGAGAAACUCGAAAUCGGAGAUGACAUUAGCGGCACGGGAGAACAUAUUGCAAUCCCACUGAGCAAGGUGGUCCGAAUUCAUCUUGGGAAGGAUCCCAGCCGAAAAUUGAGACUGAACUUGUCCAAAGGGGCUCUACCCAUGGGUGAUAAGGUCGACAUUGAAUUUUCGGAUACCAGCAACAAGAAUCGUCUUGCUCGUGUAUUGAAAGACAAGUCGGUCAAGAUUCUAGAGCAAGAACCAGGUUUCAUGACCAGGGCUUUUCGAACCCGGGAGCAAGAAGUAGCCGAGUUUCACAAGCAGCCUAAGAGACCUCUACCGGACUUCGACCAGACUCCACCUGCAAACCCUUCUGUGCGUCGUCCGAAGCUUUCGUCUGCCCUGCAGGAUUCGGCCGAGGAGCCUGUCACCAAGCGAGCAAAACGUGACGUUUCUUCUAUCUCAAAGACAGGGGAUAGUCAAGCUGAAAUACCAGUCCCAGAGCACAAAAAGAGAGCAGGCUCGGACGCUAGUGUCGAACUUCCCGUCAAAUCGAUUCAAGAGGUCCAAACUCCACUUGAGCGAUCAAGUCGACCAACUCGGCGGACAACACGAAAUACCAAUAAUAGUUUCCAUGAUCUUUUCAAAGGAGCUCCUCAGCCAAAGGAUGAGAAUCGAGACAAUUGGAAGAAGCCAAUGGUAUAUCCCCGAAGCGGGAAGAAGCGUGCAGAAGUCAGCGUUGAGGAUCGAGACCGUCUGCGCGAGGAUGAAUUCUUGAAUGAUAACUUAAUCGGUUUCUACCUACGCUUCCUGCAGGAUCACCUCGAACGUACGAAUGAGGCUGCUGCGAAACGAAUUUACUUUUUCAAUUCCUUUUUCUUUGCUACCCUCACCAAUACUGCCAAAGGCGAUCAGGGUAUCAACUACAGUGGCGUGGAGAAGUGGACUCGCAACAUUGAUCUUUUCAGCUACGACUACAUCAUCGUUCCAAUCAACCAAAACGCGCAUUGGUACGUUGCAAUCAUUUGCAACCUACCAAGCCUGAAUGUUCCGCCUCCUGGCAUUGUGGACCAGUUUCUGGCUUCCAUGAACGACAAAAAACCGUCGACCCCGACAGAUAGUGAAGUGCAGGAAGUCCUCGAGUCUCCAGAGCCCGAGCUAGCAGUCUCAGCUGCAGCCGCCGGUGUCGAACAAGAGGCAAAAGUCAAUGAAACAGACUUGGAGGAGAACCUGACAGAGACUCCUUCCAUGAAAGCCGUGGAGGAACCAACACGGGCAGACAAUGCAGAAGACAGUGGAAGCAAGAUUUCAAAUGAUGAAUGGCCCGACGGUGAUGAGAGCCAAGCUUCGCCGCCUCCUAAGCUCAACCGUCUGCUUUGGAAUCAAACAGAUCCCAUCAAGACUUUGAGCCAGUCUACUGCUGCCAGUCAGCCUAGUCCCAAGACCAAGAAGAAAGGACGGACUGGUCCAAAAUUGCACCCAAGUCAGCCAACCAUCAUCACUUUCGACUCUCUUGAUGUCCCUCGUUCUCCCACCAUCAAGAUUCUACGCGAGUAUGUCUUCAAAGAAGCCGAAUCGAAACGUGGCGUCGAUAUCAACGACCAGAUGGAAAUCAAGGGCAUGCGCGCUCGACAGAUUCCUAUUCAACCAAACUAUUCUGACUGUGGGCUAUAUCUGCUUGCCUAUGUUGAGAAGUUCGUGCAGAAUCCCGAUACCUUCAUCAAAAGGGUGCUGCAGCGUGAGAUGAGCAAAAAAGAUGACUGGCCUCCGCUCGAGUCUGGUCUUCUGCGGUACCGGCUCCGUACUUUCUUGGACGACAUGUAUGAAGAACAGAAGCAACUGGAGGGCAAGCUGGUUAUGGCUGAUCAGGAACGGAUUUCGUUUUUACUGGGCCCCCCGCUUCCGAGUGAGGAGGAUGAAGAGAAGGAAGAGAACGGUGAGAUCGCAAAAACAGAGGAGCAGGAGCCAAUUAACCCCUUCCGGGAUGUGGGCUUCGAGGCCACUGGUAAAGCUGCGAAGUUGGCUAGUAAGGCAACCAAGACAUGUGCUGCCGACAAGUCACAGUUGGUGCCCACCGACCCUGUCCCUUCGAAUCCCUCCUCGGAGCAGGAUAGACAACCCGUUGACACGGAACCUCUCAAGGGUAUUUUUGAGCGUCGCUCAUCCGACCCUGGUAAUAUUGACCGUGAUGUACUUGGCUUGCCCGGCAGCCAGGAGCCGAAGACCACUCAUGACGGCAAGAAAAAGUCCAAGAGUGAACAUGGCUUGACACGCCGAAAGGAAAAAAGAAAAGCAACUGCUGCUUUCCCUGAAGACGCCGAUGCCGUCAAUGGCAGUUGUCCAAAGACAGAGCAUCAAAAACCCUGCGUCGAAAUUCAAGUCAAGGCAACCCCACCACCCGAUGAGCCGGUGCGACCCCAAAAGAGCCCCCGACAGAAGAAGCAAAAGAGUUGA
Penicillium verhagenii is the source of this 3477-nucleotide messenger RNA. RefSeq lists its product as uncharacterized. Gene Ontology annotation, cellular component: nucleus; cytoplasm. The coding region runs from base 1 to 3477 and encodes 1158 amino acids. Gene Ontology annotation, biological process: protein desumoylation. The record is from RefSeq and is a predicted model, not a curated record. The transcript has 5 exons. Lineage: Eukaryota; Fungi; Ascomycota; Eurotiomycetes; Eurotiales; Aspergillaceae. Gene Ontology annotation, molecular function: SUMO-specific endopeptidase activity.